This is a messenger RNA of Sporothrix brasiliensis 5110, 2703 nucleotides long. RefSeq lists its product as uncharacterized. NCBI's taxonomy places the organism in Eukaryota, Fungi, Ascomycota, Sordariomycetes, Ophiostomatales, Ophiostomataceae. Bases 1 to 2703 code for a protein of 900 amino acids. The record is from RefSeq and is a predicted model, not a curated record. Gene Ontology annotation, molecular function: 5'-flap endonuclease activity. Gene Ontology annotation, cellular component: nucleus; Slx1-Slx4 complex. The transcript has a single exon. Gene Ontology annotation, biological process: DNA replication; DNA repair.
AUGGCUCGUACCGAAACUCGCGUCCAGACCGGCUCCGGACCGCCCGACCUUCGUGAUGUCAUUCUGCUGUCCUCGUCGCCCGCCCUGCCGCCCGCGCGGCCCAUGUCGUCUCUCCAAAGUGCCGAUACGUCCAGGCCAGCAUGGCAUGACCGGAGAUUUGAUCUGCCGCUGCUGAGCAGCGACCCUCCAGAAGCCGCGGCACGCAGCGGGCCUCCUCCGACUGGCGCCGCACAGUCGAAAUACUUUGCCGACCACCAAGACGUUCUGUCGUCUCUGCCUGCUUCUCAGCCGGCGGCUGUCGACCUGCUGCCAAUUCUCCGGGAAGAGCCAGCAAAGUACGUCAGCGGCGACCUGGAGUCCGCCCUACAACGCCGCCGUGAUUGGACACCGCCGCCCGCCGACACUGUGGCUGCCGCCGGCGAGAUCUCCCGGUCACAACACCAUGCAGACGACUGGUCGUCGUCGCCAGGCGAACUGGUGAACCGGCCAAACAGCGUCUUCAAGAGUCUUCAGACGAGCUUCGGCUGCAAGGAAGACGAGAGCCAACGGAGCAACCAUGUGGCCACAGUCACAAAAGAAGGCUCGUUUACGAAACGGAAAGCCAUUGAGGCGAUCUCCAUGGGCGAUGCCGGGCGGGCGGCAAGCAGGGAGACCUCGCCGACAAAGUCCAAGGCUCCUAAGAAGAAGGUGCGGACCCUGACAGAGCUGGCCGUUGCCGCCUACGCCGACUCGACGGUAACAAGUGGUGACGCCCUGGCAGCCACAUUGACGAAAACGACGACAAAGCAGACGACAAAACCACAGGUCGAGGGCGUCGACGAGAAUGUGCCAGAGGCCCGGCCCGAGGUUCGCCCCGGACUUCCCAUGUCCAAGCUGCGCAAACUCAAGACGGCGCGCGCAGCCGCUGCGGCCAAGAAGCCGAGAGGAAAAAAGGCACCAGCGCCACGCAAACCCGUGCUGUUGUCGCCCGCGUCCGCGCGCGCUGCAGCCACUCGACAGGACUUUCUGUUCGGCACAUCGAGCCAGCUGGCGACGGAGGCGUCGCCCACAUUUCUGCGGCACCUGCACAUGGCCAUGCAUGCGUCCAACCAGGACUCGGACGACGGUGACGACAACAGCCGCCGGGAGCGGAACCGCAUACUCGACAUCAUUGACGAAUUUGACUCGGACACCAGCCCCGACGUGAGCACGGUCGACCUGACCGGGCAGCGGACGCCCGGUCGUCUCGAAGUGGCCAAGAAGACGAAGACGUUGUGGGGUGCGGCUGCCCGGGGCGAGGACGGUUUCCUGAUUGACAAUGUGAUUGACCUGGAGGACGCCAUGGAGUUCCCCGAGGACCCCCACCAAGUCAUUGCCAUGGCGCAGCGCGCCGCCGAAGAGGCCAUCCAGAAGGAGGCUCAAGAGGAAGAGCCUCCUGCGCCUGCACUUGCGUCGACCGCAGCAGAAUCGACUCAAGCGACCCAGUCCUCCCGUGGAAACGGCAGACCGCCAGCCAAUGCAAAGGCCGCAGAGGCGGCAAGCACAGCUCAGACGGUGGUGUCUCCUGCUCAGAAAGGAACGAAGGCGACAUCAACAAAAUCAACAGCAGCGUCGAAGUCCAAAGCGAAAAAGGCGACGAAUGCGACAAAGGCAACAAAGGCGGCACAGGCGGUAAAAGCACACGACGCUGUCCGCCCCAACUUUGCUGUGCUCACGACCGCUCAGCUGACCAAGAAGGUGUCCGACUAUGGCUACAAGGCCAUCAAAGCACGGUCGGCCAUGAUCACCUUGUUGAACGCGUGCUGGGAUGCCCAGCACCCAACCACGGCGGCGGAUGGGCAACCGGCGCCAGUCGCUCUAGCUUCGACAGACCAAGUGGCGGCUCAAUUAGCCCAGCCCAAAGAUGCCACAGCACCUACCGGCAGCGAGUCACUACAGACUCAGCCGAAAGUGACAGCACCACGCGUCGCGCAACCAGCAGCAACCCAGGUCGCGCAAACUACACAGUCUGCAAUCCGCGGCCUAACGACAUCACCACGAGCGGCUUAUUUCCUGCCCAAGGGUACUAGAUCGCCCACACCUGCACGGACGGCCGCACUCCAUACCACGGCCAAAGCGACUGCCAAGACAACAGCAAAAGCAAGAGCAAGGGCGACCGCGACAGAAUCAGCAUUGCAAUCAGCAGCCGCACAAAGACGCAAGGCCACGAAAGAGUGUGUUGUAUUCGAGAUUGACGACUCGGAAUCCGACGGCCGCUUCUCGUCGCCCGAGCCUGCAGGUGUGAGACGUCCACUCACCGAAGCCGUUGCUGUUGAUGUUGACGAGGACGUCGAGAACGGCGAGAACGACGACGACGACAUUGUGGCGACCGACCUUGACGAGGACGACGAAAGCAACACCAUGGACAACGAUGAGGCCGACCUAUCGCUGGCCGACGCACCGCUCACCUACGAGCAGUCGGAGCUGUUCCGCUACAUUGCCACGGCCGUCACCAGCGCGCCGCCCACCAGCGACCCGGCGGCGCCGUCAUGGCACGAGAAGAUUCUCAUGUACGACACCAUCAUUCUGGAGACGUUUACGGCCUGGCUCAACAACGGGCCGUUGCGCGCUGCUGGCUAUGCGGGUGUCGAUGUGACGCCGCUCGACGUCAAGAAGUGGUGCGAAUCCAAGAGCGUGUGCUGCACCUGGCGCAAGAACUUGCAGGGCAAGGAGAGGAAGUGGUGA